AAGGCCGUCCUCGCCGAUCAGGCCACAGAACUGCUCCCGUCUGGUUUUUUGCUGUGUGCGCGUGCAAGGGUAAAGGUCGGAGCGUGAUGAUCUCACGCUCCACGCGAUGAUCUCAUUCGUGCCCCCGUGCACAGUGUGCAUGAUCUCCUCGUCCGUCUUCCGCCGUCCGAGGAACUCAUAGUGCGGAGUUCGUAGUGUCAGUACGCUUCGUAGGACAUACGCACCGAAACACGCGAGGACUCGGGAAACCAGACGCGCAAGCAUCUCAGGCCCGCCUCUGCCCUUCCCCAAGGCCGUCCCUAUCCCGCCCAGUGUUUGCGCGGUGUUAGUUGGCCCGGCGGUCUCCGGCGCAGAGAGGCUGGGCUUGUGGCCCCUGCAGCUCCGGAGGUCGCCUUGGGCUGAGAGCGCGGGCCGGCAGAGGCAAUGCUGGGCAAGGAUUAUAUGCUGGCCAUCAUUCUGGUCAACUGUGAUGAUGACUUGUGGGGGGACCAAAAUCUGGAGGGGGAAACAGGCCUACCCCCUGGCUGGAGAAAGAUCCGUGAUGCUGCAGGAACUUAUUAUUGGCACGUACCCAGCGGUAGCACUCAGUGGCAGCGCCCAACCUGGGAGCUAGCAGGUGCAGAGGACCCAGGAAGGGGAACAGAGGGGAUUUGGGAACUGCGACCCCCCAAGGGGAGAUCUUUCUCCAGCCUGGACAGUUCAUUGAACCGGAGUAACUCUCUAACAUGGUAUAGUGAAGAUUCCUAUGUCCGGAGCCUGGAGCCAGGAGCUAAGUGCUUUGCAGUCCGCUCUCUGGGCUGGGUAGAGGUCCCCGAGGAGGACCUAGCACCAGGGAAGAGCAGUAUUGCUGUCAAUAACUGUAUCCAGCAGCUGGCCCAGACCCGAAACCGGAGCCAGCCUCAUGAUGGUGCCUGGGGUGAGGGCCAGAAUAUGCUGAUGAUCCUGAAAAAAGAUGCCAUGAGCCUGCUGAAUCCCCUGGACCACAGUCUGAUCCAUUGUCAGCCUCUGGUUCACAUCCGUGUAUGGGGUGUGGGCAGUUCCAAGGGCCGUGACAGUUUUAUUUUUGCUUCUGCCAGGGACUUUGCUUUUGUUGCGGGUGACAAAGACAGCUGUAUGCUCAAAUGUCAUGUGUUUCGUUGUGAUGUGCCCGCAAAGGCCAUAGCAAGUGCUCUACAGGGGCUCUGUGCACAGAUCUUGUCAGAGAGGGUAGGAGUCAGUGGAGAAGCUGCUUGCUGUUCCCCAGAUCCUAUUUCCCCUGAAGACUUACCAAGGCAAGUGGAGUUGCUGGAUGCAGUGAGCCAGGCUGCUCAGAAAUAUGAGGCACUAUACAUGGGGAUCCUACCAGUCACCAAAGCCAUGGGUAUGGAUGUGCUGAAUGAGGCCAUUGGUACUCUCACUGCUCGGGGGGAUCGGAAAACCUGGGUCCCUGCUAUGCUCAGUGUGUCUGACUCUCUGAUGACUGCACAUUCUAUUCAGGCAGAGGCUGGUGCCGAGGAAGAACCACUGUGGCAGUGCCCUGUUCGUCUUGUAACCUUUAUUGGUGUUGGCCGUGAUCCGCAUACCUUUGGCCUCAUCGCUGAUCUUGGUUGUCAGAGCUUCCAGUGUGCAGCUUUCUGGUGCCAGCCUCAUGCUGGGGGACUCUCUGAAGCUGUGCAAGCUGCCUGCAUGGUUCAGUACCAGAAGUGUCUAGUGGCCUCAGCAGCUCGGGGUAAGGCCUGGGGUGCUCAGGCCCGCGCUCGCCUGCGGCUCAAGCGGACCAGCUCCAUGGACUCUCCAGGCAGCCCUCUUCCUCCCCCUCUACUCAAAGGAGGGGUUGGGGGUGCUGGAGCAGCUCCUCGAAAGCGGGGUGUCUUCUCAUUUCUUGAUGCCUUCAGGCUUAAACCUUCUCUUCUCCAUAGUUGAUCUUGAGGGCUAGGGAAAGAGGCUCUUCCAGUCCCUAGGGUUCUAUAGCCUCUCACCUUCCUGCCCAUCCCUGAUCCUUGCCUCCUCUGCACUUAUUACCAAGUUCGUGGUUUAUAUGGAUGACUGAGAGGCCCUGCACUGUAACUUAGGCCUGUGGCACCCCUUUCCUUGGGCCCUUUGGUUCCUUGCCGCUGUCCAGCCCUGGACAAUUGGCUCUACCUCAGCAACUUUAUAGCAGAAUCAUUGCAAAUAAAAAUCCCUCAGUGACCUCACUA
This is a messenger RNA of Apodemus sylvaticus (European woodmouse), 2177 nucleotides long. RefSeq names its product amyloid beta precursor protein binding family B member 3 (gene Apbb3). Gene Ontology annotation, cellular component: cytoplasm; nucleus. The record is from RefSeq and is a predicted model, not a curated record. Bases 424 to 1902 code for a protein of 492 amino acids. The transcript is spliced from 13 exons. Gene Ontology annotation, biological process: regulation of DNA-templated transcription. NCBI's taxonomy places the organism in Eukaryota, Metazoa, Chordata, Mammalia, Rodentia, Muridae. Gene Ontology annotation, molecular function: amyloid-beta binding; transcription factor binding.